UAGGCAGAGACUCUCAGAGCUAGACAUCCAGGGUCUAGGUAUCUCUCUGCUGCAUGGCCUUAUCAUUAACAAAAAGCAGCAAGAGUGGGACGUUGUGGAGCUCUUCUCAUCUUCGUCCAUGCUGUGUUGGACCCAGUGAGGAGAGUGUCCCAACAAUUACACUCAUGCUUUCUGUCUCCCCUCCACUUCCAACUUUGAGUUGCAUUCACUGCUUUCCAUUGGAUUAUUGCUUUUAUUCAAUGCUGUGGAGGAUUGAAGGAAGAAUCUGCAAGGAGGAUUAACUUCUCUUACCAACUUUUUUUUUUUUUUUUUAAGUAAAGGUGGUUUUAUUCAUCAUCUCAUCUGUAUAAGAUUUUCUUCAGCGGGAAUAAUGCCUUCAUGCUGGAGUAGAAACGCCUGGUUUCCAGUGGUGUUUGGUGCUGCGCUGGUUGUUCUUACUGCUGGUAAUGCUGGACCGAACCAGGACAGAAGGCAGGCUGGGUCGUCCUCAUGCUUUGGUGGCUUUGAUCUCUACUUUGUUUUGGACAAAUCUGGGAGUGUGCAGAAUCACUGGACCGAAAUCUACCACUUUGUUGAACAUCUAGCACAUAAAUUCAUAAGUCCACAGUUGCGAAUGUCCUUCAUUGUGUUCUCCACCGAGGGAAGGAUAUUAAUGAGCCUGACAGAAGACAGGGAACGUAUUCGCAAAGGUCUGGAGGAGCUCCAGAGGGUUCUUCCAGGGGGCGACACCUUCAUGCACGAGGGCAUCCUGAGGGCCAGUGAGCAGAUAUAUUAUGGAAACACUGAAGGUUAUCGCACUGCCAGUGUUAUCAUAGCUCUGACAGAUGGAGAGCUGCAUGAGGAUCUUUUCUACUACGCUGAGAGAGAGGCCAACCGUUCCCGAAGUCUGGGUGCCUCGGUUUACUGUGUGGGAGUGAAAGACUUCAAUGAGACACAGCUGGCAAAGAUUGCUGAUAGUAAGGAUCAUGUCUUCCCUGUGAAUGAUGGAUUUGAAGCUUUGCAAGGGGUCAUUGAUUCGAUCCUGAAGAAGUCAUGUAUUGAGAUCCUGGCAGCAGAGCCCUCCAGUAUCUGUGCAGGAGAGUCCUUCCAGGUGGUGGUGAGAGGAAAUGGAUUCCUCCAUGCCCGAAAUGUCGAUAAAGUCCUGUGCAGCUUUCGAAUCAACGACACCCUCACUAAAAUGGUGAAGCCUUUGAUUGUGGAAGAUACAUAUCUUCUCUGCCCUGCACCAGUGCUUCAAGAUGAGGGCAUGGCAGCAAACCUUUAUGUCAGUAUGAACGAAGGUCUCAGUUUCAUCUCCAGUUCAGUCACUAUUACCACUGUGGGUUGUUCUGAUGGGACAAUCCUGGCCAUAGCUCUGCUCAUCCUGAUGCUGCUCCUGGUCUUGGCUCUUCUCUGGUGGUUCUGGCCUCUCUGCUGCACUGUGAUCAUUCAUGAACCCCCACCGCCAGUUGUGGAGGAGAGUUCGGAUGAUGAGGACUUUGAAGCCCCUAAGAAGAAAUGGCCAACUGUAGAUGCCUCCUACUAUGGAGGAAGAGGAGUUGGGGGAAUCAAAAGGAUGGAGGUACGCUGGGGUGAGAAAGGCUCCACAGAAGAAGGAGCUAAGCUGGAAAAGGCCAAAAAUGCCAAAGUGAAGAUGCCUGAGCAGGAAUAUUUGCCACCCCCCACGCGGGUUCUCAACAAUGGAAUGCACAAACCCCCAGGGCCACGCAAGUGGUACUCACCCAUCAAGAGCAAACUGGAUGCACUGUGGGUACUUUUGAGGAAAGGCUACGACCGUGUGUCUGUAAUGAGACCUCACCCAGGCGACAAGGGCAGAUGCAUGAACUUCACCCGCAUAAAGUCUCCCCUUCCCCACUACCCCGACUACCACCACCACCACCACCACCCAUCUCCCAUCUACAACCCUCAUAGCAAGAGUCCACCUCCGCCACAGGGCACCCUCCCACCGACCCCCAGCAGCCCUCCAUUGUCCCCGUCUUUCUCCUCUUCCAGCCUUCCACCGCUGCCUCCAACACCUCCUCCCACCUCGGUCACUACCUCUCCUCCCAUCACUCCACCCCCGUACACGCCACCUCCCAACCGGGCUCUUCCUCCGACCACACUGCAUAUACCCGCCCCGCCAGCGCUCCCACCCACCCCUCCACUCUCUGCCUCCCCAACUGGCUCCCUGCCUCCUCCUCCACAAGGACCUCCUCCCGUCCGAGCCCCUCCACCAGCACGCCCACCACCUCGCCCUGGCCUGUAAAGCUCUGGCAGGAGACGGGAGACAUUCCCACUAGUUUGAAAAAAGGCAACACGGAGUCCCACCAGCGAUCAGCACAUGACCAUCUUUGAUUGUACGUGUAAGCGAGGACAUGUGAGCGUCUCGUGCCACGCUCAGCGGGCUGUGUCCUUUCUGCCUUGUGAAGAGGAGCAGUGAGGACUUGUUCUCAGCUAUUUGUCUACAGUGACUUUUGUACACAUCUAGCCCAACAGUGCAAUUGCUCUGAUGCUUGAAUUACACAGACCUUCCCCAUAAAUGAGGUCAUGCAGGCCGGCUCAAAAACAUUUGCCUCCAUGGUCCUCUGAGAUGCUUCAGGCCCUGCUGUCCCCUCCAUGUGCACACAAGAUCGUAUGAACCCGAACCAGCUUGUACUAACGCCUCUGUACGUAGGCCCUCAACAAGGAGCACAGUCAUGUUUAAAAUGAUCAUGACACUAAAAUAUGUGCCUAUGUAACCCAUGCCUAUGUGCCUUAUCUUUCCUGGUAGGAGAUAAAAGAUGAUUUAGAGGAAUCUGAAAAUCCCUGUUUUUGUAUGCCUGAAUGGUGAGCAAUUGCAUGCAAUAGUGUUUGAGUCAGUAUUUUUGUUUCUUUUGAAAACAUUUCUACCUUGUUUUAUACAACAUAAACACUUUUUAUUUGUACUAUUUUUGUUGAAUAGACCACAUUUUGUGAGUUUUAAUUUUUGAGGUUCGAAAACAAUCGUUGGUGAUAAACACACGCACAGUACGCAGUAUGUUGAAACAGCAAUACAACAUAUCCGAACUUCCAUGCAGUAUUAAACCAGCCUAAUGAGACUCAUACCUGGCCUCUUUUUUGUGCACAUCAGAGUAAACAAUAAAUUGGGAUUUAGUCACUAAACUAGCCCUAUUGCUAUAACGAAGAUGACUGCAAUCACUGCCAUAGUUGCAUGUGCUCUGUCUAUCAAGAUGUGGACAAAAAUACGUCAGAAUCAGGGAAUAGCUUUGCACAUCGUCUUGCUCAUCCGACUACGGCCUCUUUCAAAAGCUGGGCUUUAUGUAAAUAAUUCUUUUGACAUAACCAUGAGUGUUCAGAUAUCUGUGUGUGUGUGUGUGUCAGGAAGAAAGAGAGAGAGAGAGUACUGUACUAUAUGUAUUUGUGACAGCCAAUCCCACGAUAGUGGCAACUGACUUACCUGACUCAGGUUAGUCAGUUGUCACAAUAAAAGCGUGCUGUUUCAUGGGUAAUAUAUAGUUCAGUGUAGAUUAAACGAGAGGUUAAUAUGAAGCUGUUCUUUAAAGGUGAUCAGAGGAGUCUCAGCAGAGUGCAAAGCAGAUAGCAACGCCAUCAUUAACAAAUCAGAUAGAUCAGAUAAUCAGAUAGUACGUAACUUUCCAUCGAUACAGAAUGUAGACACCUAUGUCUGUUUCACUGACAAUGAAA
Molecule: messenger RNA, 3663 nt
Organism: Xiphias gladius (swordfish)
Lineage: Eukaryota; Metazoa; Chordata; Actinopteri; Istiophoriformes; Xiphiidae
Product: anthrax toxin receptor 1-like
Exons: 18
Coding region: 371-2245 (624 amino acids)
Cellular component (GO): membrane
Molecular function (GO): signaling receptor activity
Source: RefSeq, a predicted model, not a curated record